AGGACUGACCUGUCCUGCCGGUUGCUCAAGAACUCAUGAGAGGCUGGUUGAGUAAAUGAGUACAUCCUGUUUAAGUUAAACUGAUUCCAGUCGAAAGUCGAAACCAGCUUUGACUAUAAGUCACUGACGGUCUGGCCCCACCGUUGAAUCAGCUUCAGGCGGCCACCAACUGCAGCAGCCCGGCGGCCGCAUGCCCGCAUCGUCGCCCGUUCAACCCUCGUGCCGAGCUGACGUUUACCGGCCGGUUGCCGUGGCACGCGCGCGUUGACGCGCCUCCUCCUUCGCCGUCCCUCCUACCUGCUCGGCCUGGCUGCUCGCGUUUUUUACUCUGAACUCCCCGACCCGAUCAACCACCGCGGCGCGUGAGUCCAUUCAUCCCCAAAUCCACCCGAGAAAGAAAGGAAGCAAAGCGAAGCGAAUCCAACGAUUUUUCCCAUGGAGCAGCCCAAGCCGCCGUCGGUAGCCGCCUCGGCGGCGGAGGCGCAGAACCCGAACGCCUUCACCUGCGAGCUGCCGCACUCCAUCUACGCGCUGGCCUUCUCCCCCUCCGCGCCCGUCCUCGCCGCCGGCAGCUUCCUCGAGGACCUCCACAACCGCGUCUCCCUCCUCUCCUUCGACCCCGUCCACCCCACCGCCGCCUCCUUCCGCGCCCUCCCCGCGCUCUCCUUCGACCACCCCUACCCGCCCACCAAGCUCCAGUUCCACCCGCGCGCCGCCUCCGCGCCCCACCUCCUCGCCUCCUCCUCCGACGCGCUGCGGCUCUGGCUUGCCCCGCUCGACGAUCUCGCCGCCACCGCCACCGCCGCCGCGCCCGAGCUCCGCUCCGUCCUCGACAACCGCAAGACAUCCGCCUCCGAGUUCUGCGCCCCCCUCACCUCCUUCGACUGGAACGAGGCCGAGCCCCGCCGCAUCGGGACCGCCUCCAUCGACACCACCUGCACCAUCUGGGACAUCGAGCGCGGCGUCGUCGAGACGCAGCUCAUCGCGCACGACAAGGCCGUGCACGACAUCGCCUGGGGGGAGAACGGCAUCUUCGCCUCCGUCUCAGCCGACGGCUCCGUCCGCGUCUUCGACCUCCGGGACAAGGAGCAUUCCACCAUCUUCUACGAGAGCCCCCGCCCGGACACGCCGCUCCUCAGGCUGGCAUGGAACCGCUAUGACUUCCACUACAUGGCCACCCUGCUCAUGGACAGCAGCGCCGUCGUCGUGCUCGACAUGCGCGCGCCCGGGGUGCCGGUGGCCGAACUACACAGACACCGGGCGUGCGCCAACGCGGUCGCUUGGGCGCCACAGGCCACGAGGCACCUUUGCUCGGCUGGGGACGACGGCCAAGCGCUGAUUUGGGAGCUGCCAGCGACGCCCGGCGCAGUGCCGGCCGAGGGGAUUGAUCCUGUGAUGGUGUAUGAUGCCGGUGCAGAGAUAAACCAACUGCAAUGGGCGGCAGCUUACCCGGAGUGGAUAUCGAUUGCCUUUGAGAACAAGGUCCAGCUUCUCAGGGUCUGACGAGAUGUUUUCUGAAGGAUGUUCGACUCUGAAGCCUUGGCGUUUCUUCUAUUCCAUCAGUUCACAUGUGUCUUAUGUUGGUGAUCUCUUGAUAUAUUCAUUACUCUACUCUCCUGCUAAGCUACGGAAAGCAUGAAACUUGCAGCAAGGAUUGAUCUUGUGGCCAGCUUUAACUUGAACUUUGUGGAAGUUAUCUGUGUUGUGAACAUAGAAAUAUAGAUACUAGCCUGCCAGUACAAGAAUCAGCUGAUGAAUGGAUAGAUGGACUGCUCACUGCUCCUGCAUUUAGUCCUGUAGUCAUUUUCGUUUUUCUGCUCGUGCUGUGCUAUUCAUCGCGCUAACUUUCUUCAUUUGCUUCUUGAUAACAUUAUCAUAUGCUAAUAUAAUAUUUCCUGGAUAUUUGAUCAUGUUUAGGUUGUACAAUGUGUCUUCUUUUCAUACAUAUUUCCUGGAGUAGGAUUUAGGUAGGGAGUAGGGGGGGUCUUCUCAACCACCAAAGAGGUCUGAAGAGAUUAUUUCAAACCUGUAAUUAAAGCUUUUGAGGGCCUAGCAAAGAUUUUGAUGCCAACACAUUCUCAGUCUUUUUUUAUUC
Oryza sativa Japonica Group (Japanese rice) is the source of this 2095-nucleotide messenger RNA. Lineage: Eukaryota; Viridiplantae; Streptophyta; Magnoliopsida; Poales; Poaceae. The record is from RefSeq and is a predicted model, not a curated record.